GCAGCGCCCGCUGCCCGGCGGCGACGACCAGUCCCUCGCCAACGCCCUGGUACUUCUGUGCACCUCUGCGGCAAGCCAUCCGAGUGCCUGGGCUUGGCAAAGCCCGACGCCACGUACGUUGUCCAGCAGCACGUUGCGGACCCUCUGCUGCUUGACGACGGCCGGAAGUGCCACAUCAAGUUCUACGUGUUGCUGAUGUGUUUGGAAGACGGCGUGACGUGGAAAUUGUUCACCUACAAGGAGGGCUACCUCUCCAUCUCGCCGAACCGUUGGUCGCCCACGGACCUCUCCAAGGAGACCCAGGUGACCAUCAUCCGCUCGGAGCGCAUCGGCGGCUGGAAGGCCUGGCCCUCCGCGUACCCGAAGUGCAAGGCGUCCGUCGCCCAGGUCAUGAGCACGGCCGUCUCGGAGGGCAAGCUAGAAGGCAGGAUGGGCAAGAGGCAGUUCGAGAUCCUCAGCGCCGACUUCAUGGUGGACACCCACGGAGCUGUCUGGCUCUUCGAGUUCAACAUGAGCCCAGUGCUGAAAGAUCCGAAGGAUGAGCCGAAGGUGAACGACGCGGAGAUGAUCAGAGGGGCGCUGCAUCUCGUCUGCCCGUGCGAGGGCGGCAGUGCAGGGC
Molecule: messenger RNA, 619 nt
Organism: Prorocentrum cordatum
Lineage: Eukaryota; Dinophyceae; Prorocentrales; Prorocentraceae
Source: the annotation of a GenBank genome assembly